AUGGCGAAACCGGAGCCGGAUGUUCAAGUCCCAGCUGGUGACGCUAAGAAGGGUGCCAAGCUGUUCAAGUCCAAGUGCGCCCAGUGCCACACCACCAACAAAGGAGGCGCAACCAAGCAGGGACCUAACCUAUUCGGACUAUUCGGAAGGCCGUCAGGGUCCGCCGACUACGCCUACACCGACGCCAACAAAUCUUCCGGCAUCGUGUGGAGUGAGAAGCACCUCUUCAUGUACCUGGUCAACCCCAAGGAGUACAUCCCUGGAACCAAGAUGGUAUUCGCCGGCAUGAAGAAGGAGCAGGAGAGGGCGGACCUCAUCGCCUACCUCAAGGAGGCGACCGGAAAAUAA
Messenger RNA from Babesia bigemina, 348 nucleotides. Its product is annotated as cytochrome c, putative. The record is from RefSeq and is a predicted model, not a curated record. Bases 1 to 348 code for a protein of 115 amino acids. NCBI's taxonomy places the organism in Eukaryota, Apicomplexa, Aconoidasida, Piroplasmida, Babesiidae. Gene Ontology annotation, biological process: mitochondrial electron transport, ubiquinol to cytochrome c; mitochondrial electron transport, cytochrome c to oxygen. Gene Ontology annotation, molecular function: electron transfer activity; heme binding. The transcript has 3 exons. Gene Ontology annotation, cellular component: mitochondrial intermembrane space.